AUGACCUUGGAGACCUUGCAACAGAGUCAGGGACCUUUGGCUCUGCCGGUCCCUGAAGUUGCUUCGCCCGGUUCAUCGUAUACGUUGGUGAAGGACCCGGAGAUCCCAAGGCUACUUGGGAAGAUCGAGGAGCAUGUGAGGACCGGGUUUCAGGAUACCCGAGUCUUGGAAGCACAGCCUGACUUCAUCAAGGAAGUUGUGAAAGUGCCAUUUCAGCUCAUCCUCACCCACAGCUGUGUGGUUCUGGGUGCGGCAGGUGCUGGCAAAACCACAUUGGUGAAAGCCUUGGGUGGUGGCACAUUUGAGCCCCAUGUUCCAGCCGGGCCCCAUUUGAAGAACAGAACGCAGCAUGCACAAUGGUUCGAUCUUGAACUCGAAGGUCUUAUAGAAGAUCUCCAAUUUGGCCUGAUUGACACUCCAGGAUGGAGCCCCGAGACGAGCACGGACAUCAAGUCGCAGUACAAGCUGAUCUUGAAAGAGAAGCAGCUGGUCUCAGAACAGACGCCUCAUAUCAUCAUGUUCUGUGUGCCAGUGUCCUCCAUCCGUCAAUUUGAGAAGGAUGAAGCAAGGAAAAUGAGCAAGCAACUGCAAGAUUUGAAAUUUGACCGACGCUUUCCCAUCAAGGUCCUUCCAGUUGCCACCAAGGCAGACACAGAGGACCCGCAUGAUUUGCCGGAUCUUUUGUCGACCAUCGGGGAACUCACGCGCACAGCCUUCCAAGACACUGGAGCAGAAGUGCAAGAGCCGCUAUCUACACAGCUUCCGCCCAGAGGCCAACUUGGAGUGGACCUAUUGAAAGAGCGGCUUGAGCGAGUGUUGCAUAGUCAGUUGCACUCCAGUGAGUUCUGUGACCUGUGGCAAAAGGCCUUUGCCAAGAGCGUGGCGGCAAAGACCAAGGAGCACUGUGAGAGGUUCCCGGAGAAUGACUCAGCUUUGCGCUUGUUCAAGAGGGCAUGCCACACGGUGGCAUCCGCUUGUGGGAAGCAAGUUGAAGGGUUGGAUGACGUCACCAUGAAGGAGGAGUUGUGCUGGUCAGAGAUCGAGCGCAUUCCGACCACGGAGGGGCAGCCAUGGCGGCCGCCCAGCAAAUCUCUCAUCGUCCGGUGCUGGUACUGGAUCGGCCCUCGAGCCCGAUUGGGUUGCAAAGCUAUGCUUGUUGUCCUUGCUAUCCUGGCAAUGUUUAGGCUGCACAAGCGGCUGCAGGCUCAACAAGAGAAGUGGAAUGAGAAGAUCGUAAAAGUAUUGAGACGCCUCUCGGAGGAGGAAUCUGCACACAAGAUUACACAAGAGGGGCUAGACGCAAUGACUCAGAAGCACCAGGCUGAGCAGUCUGCUGAGCAGUCUGCACACAAGAUUACACGGGAGGGGCUAGGCGGAGAUCACAUCGGUGGGAGGUCCGCCGGCUGGACUUUGUUGGAUGUGGUGGUGGACAGCCAGGGCCUAAAGCUGGAGUCAGCCUUGUCGACGGAGUCAGCCUUGUUGAAGAUGUUGAAGACGAGGCAUCCAGAAGCUCCAGAUCCCAGACUACUUGAAGCAAAGGUCCCAGCUCUCCUUGCUCAACUUGAAAGCUACUUGCAAGAAGGCUUCAAAGAUACACGUGUUUCAUCAGCCGAACCAGAUUUCAUUCAAGAUGUUUUGAAGCCGGUGGAGCAAAUCGCCCUCACACACUGCUGCGUGGUUUUGGGGCCAGCUGGUGCAGGCAAGACCACUUUGGUGAAUCAUUUGUGCGGCUCCCAGUUUCACACGGGUCCGCAAGCUGAGGAUAAGACCAUUCAUGCACAAAGCUGUGUUCUGAAGCUCGAGAAUCUUCCGGACCAGAUGAAGGUGGUGCUGAUUGACACUCCAGGGUGGAGUCAUGAAACCAGCACAGAUAUCAAGAUGGAGUACAAAAAGAUCUUGAAAGAGAAGCAGCUGGUCUCAGAACACACCCCUCACAUCAUCCUUUUUUGCGUCUCGGUGUCGAACAUCCGCCAAUUCCAGGAGAAGGAGGCCAAGAAGAUGAGUGAACAGCUGGAAGAGCUCAAGUUUGAUCAACGCUUCCCCAUCAAAGUUCUGCCAGUUGCCACUUUCUCAGACACACAGGAUCCAAAAGAUUUGGAGAAGCUCAUGUCAACCAUCAAAGCACUUGCCAAGAAGGCCUUCCAAAAUACCGGAGCAGAGGUGGAAGAGCCCGAGUGGACCAUGUUCAAUGCACAUGAGGAAGCACGAGGGGUGAACGAAUUGAAGGCUCGCAUCAGCAAAAUGCUCCUUCAACAGGUCCAAUCUUCGCAGUUUUCUGACCUCUGGCAGAAGGCCUUUGCCAAGAGUGUGGCUGAAAGAACCAAGGAACAUUGCGACAGCUUCCCGGAGAAUGAGUCUCCGCUUCGCUUGUUCCAAAACGCCUUUCGCACAGUGGCCGCGUCUUGUGGGAGCGAAGUUUCUGAUGAUGAGACCAGCAGCAUUGGAGGCUUUUGUUGGGUUUUCCUUGGCAUGCUUGCAUGGUCUUGGGGUUGGCAGGCCUUGGCCACGAUCUCCUUUGCCACGAUCUCCGUUCUUUUGAGGGUAGACCACAUGACUCACAAGUACCACAAUUUGGCUGAGAAGUACAGCGAGGUACACGAGAAGUUCAACCAGACCUCCCAAAGUGCCACGCGGCUUGCCCAUGAGAAGGAUGACAUGGCUCACAAGUACCAUGAGCUGACUGAGAAAUACAGCGAGGUGCAGGAGAAGUUCAACCAGACCUCCCAAAGUGCCACGCAGCUUGCCCAUGAGAAGGAUGACGUGGCUCACAAGUACCACAAGCUGACGGAGAAGUACCGCAAAAUGCGGGGACAGUUGAACCGGACGUCCAAGCUUCUUGAGCAUCAGAAGGCCAUAUCCGAGCGAGAGCGCAACAAGGCAGCCAACAUGACAUUGAAGUACCAUGAGGUGGAAGAGCAGUUCGACCAAGCUGGUGAGGCUUGCAAGUGGUCUGAUCAGCGAGCUUAUUGCGAGCUCUCGACGAUGCUGGACGAUGUGCAAACCGCAGAUGAGUGCAGGGUCGUCAGCCAUGGUGAUGGCUACACAUCAUCUUUGGUGAGGAGAAGGCAGCUCCCAGUGCUCAAUGCUGAUCCAUGGCUUAUUGGAUGUUUGAAGAAGAUGCAUUCAGAGCUCCCCUCAACCAGGCUGGAGUCAGCCUUGUCGACGGAGUCAGCCUUGUUGAAGAUGUUGAAGACGAGGCAUCCAGAAGCUCCAGAUCCCAGACUACUUGAAGCAAAGGUCCCAGCUCUCCUUGCUCAACUUGAAAGCUACUUGCAAGAAGGCUUCAAAGAUACACGUGUUUCAUCAGCCGAACCAGAUUUCAUUCAAGAUGUUUUGAAGCCGGUGGAGCAAAUCGCCCUCACACACUGCUGCGUGGUUUUGGGGCCAGCUGGUGCAGGCAAGACCACUUUGGUGAAUCACUUGUGCGGCUCCCACUUUCACACGGGCCCACGAGCGGAGGAUAAGACCAUUCAGGCACAAAGCUGUGUUCUGAAGCUCAAGAAUCUUCCGGACCAGAUGAAGGUGCUGAAGGUGGUGCUGAUUGACACUCCAGGGUGGAGUCAUGAAACCAGCACAGAUAUCAAGAUGGAGUACAAGAAGGUCUUGAAGGAGUAUGAACUCGUGUCCGAGCACACCCCUCACAUCAUCCUUUUUUGUGUCUCGGUGUCGAACAUCCGCCAAUUCCAGGAGAAGGAGGCCAAGAAGAUGAGUGAACAGCUGGAAGAGCUCAAGUUUGAUCAACGCUUCCCAGUCAAAGUUCUGCCAGUUGCCACUUUCUCAGACACACAGGAUCCAAAAGAUUUGGAGAAGCUCAUGUCAACCAUCAAAGCACUUGCCAAGAAGGCCUUCCAAAAUACCGGAGCAGAGGUGGAAGAGCCCGAGUGGACCAUGUUCAAUGCACAUGAGGAAGCACGGGGGGUGUAUGAAUUGAAGGCUCGCAUCAGCGACAUGCUCUUUCAACAGGUCCAAUCUUCGCAGUUUUCUGACCUGUGGAAGAAGACCUUUGCUAAGAGUGUGGCUGAAAGAGCAGAGGAACAUUGCAACAGUGUUCCGGAGAACGAGUCUCCUCUUCGCUUGUUCCACAGCGCCUUUCGCACAGUGGCUGCAGCUUGUGAUAUGAUGAUUUUGGAUGUAGGCGACUUCAAAAGGAAGACAACCACGAUGCAAGACUUGCCCUGGGACAUCAUCCAGAGCAUCCCCCACACAGGUGAACAGAUGUGGCCAGUCGAGCUUUGCGUGGGUGUGCUUGGGAUUUUCUUGGUCCUUAUCGCAUGGUUUUGUGGUUUUAAUGCCAUUGCACUUCUCGCCCUUCCCCCAUCGCUUUGCAUGAUUUGCUGGAGCAAGUAUGCAUGGUACAAGUGCACGCACUGGUGGCGGUUGCUGAGGCUUUGGAAGGUUCCUGUGGAAUGGAAGAGCUCAUCACUGCCACAUUGCAUGCGCCGAUGCAAGCAUAGUCGAAUCCGGUACAAAUGGGCCACUGGCAUCCUCGGCUUCAUGUUCGUCGUGCUCUUUUGGGAAGGUGCAGGUCGAAUCGUCCGACGGCCGAUUCAUCAACUUCCGCCGACUUGGACCAGCCGUGGGACAUGCGCCUCGCACAAGACGAGGCAGUAUGGUCUCUUCCGAGCAGCCUCUGCUUGGAAUGUGACCACCACUCUGCUGCUAGGCAUCUUCGUGGAUGAAUCCGCGAUGGUCAAUGGCGGUGAUGAAAGUUCGUACGACUUGCUGGAACCAGUGGCUAAAGCGGAUUUCUUUGUGAGCCAUUCGUGGUCAUGCCCUUCUUGGAUGAAAGUCCUGGCCUUUUGCCACUAUUUUAACUUGGAUUUGGCCAUACUGUCAUCCUUCCUUGCUUGCCUUCUAGCAGUGCUUCUCUUGCUUCUGCACGCUGGCAGCUUCAGUGGUAUUGCCCAGCAGUCCCAACAGGUCUUGUUCGGCUGCCUCAUCGGCUGGCCCACCAUCGCCUUCAUAGUGCCCUAUCUCUUCGGACACCUCACGGUGAUGAAAUCCUUCUGGUUUGAUCAAGUCUGCGUGGAUCAAGCACAAAAGGAGGUGAAAGCUCAAAUUCUUCAAACCAUUCCAGCCUUCAUCGCCAAGUCCAACGAAAUGCUCGUUUUGUGGGACAAGACAUACUUUGAGCGACUUUGGUGCAACUAUGAGAUAGCUGUGCGAGCUCGAACCUCGGCUUCAACGUCAGCGAUCCAAAUUGUGCCCAUGUGGAUGCCUUUGUGGACAUUAGUUUGGUUUAUUACGUCUUCUAUAGCAAGCUUAUUUGAGACUGGAGUUCAGUCUCCCAAAUUUGAUAGGGAGUCGCGGUUUUCCCUUUUUUUAUCAAUUUUCAAUUCCUGCCCGGUACCUCUAUAUGUCUACUUUGUCACGGCACUGCCUUUCGGCUACUUUUGCAUCCAGAAGAUUGGAAGCCACAAGAAGAUGCUGGAUCAGAUGCGGAACUUUGACCUGAGAGAUGCCAAAUGUGCCGUGGAGAGUGACCGACAAGUCAUCGAGGUUGAAACCAAACACACGCGAGUAUCCGCAGUAUGGACAGCAGUACAGGUGUUACAGCUCUUUGACGAGGCGUUGCAGCAGCCCCGGUCUUUCUGCUGCACCACUCUCGAGUCAUCUCCCACUACGCUGUUGCUGGAGGAUUCGGACGAUGAUCCUGAUGAAACUGCUUCGAAGGCAAUCCAAGCCAUUCGGCAUGUGACGAGCUACCCUUCGCAAGAGGAAAUCAUCGAUCAGUUCAAUGACUAUGUCAGAGGCCCACUAUGUGACAGCGUGAUGAAAGUCAUGGGUCAAGAGGACUUCAUUUCUCUCAAGUUGUGCUUGGUGGUCGUCUUUCCUGUUUGGCUCAUGGGCCUUGCAUUCGUCCUUGGUUGUGAUGGACGCUCCGAUUGCGAAACAUCCGCCCAAUACGCGGGCUUCACCUCGGUAGAGCAGUACAUGCUGACGAAUGCAGCCGUGAACCUGUUCCUUCAGCCGUUCAUCAGCACGCUGGGCUUGGCGGCGAUGCUCAAGAUGAACCACCUCGGCAGCACCCUCAAGGGCUCCACGGGCUUCCAGAUGCUCGUGGGAUCGAUUUUAAGCGGCUCAGUGCUAAAGGCUGGAGAUCUUUUGGUCUUUGCUCAACAUGGCAUACUGGCCGUGGUGGUCACCCAAUUUUCACUUCUAUGGCUCGCAGGCCUCCUUGCAUGUCUAAUUCUGGAUGUUGGCUUGCUGUGGCUUUUAUUCUUUCGGAACCCCUUGCGGCCAACCAGUUUGCGCUCACUUGCUGCUGGCUAA
Molecule: messenger RNA, 6273 nt
Organism: Durusdinium trenchii
Lineage: Eukaryota; Dinophyceae; Suessiales; Symbiodiniaceae
Source: the annotation of a GenBank genome assembly